Messenger RNA from Coccomyxa subellipsoidea C-169, 5328 nucleotides. RefSeq lists its product as hypothetical. The transcript has 34 exons. Gene Ontology annotation, biological process: mitotic spindle organization; microtubule polymerization; establishment or maintenance of microtubule cytoskeleton polarity. Lineage: Eukaryota; Viridiplantae; Chlorophyta; Trebouxiophyceae; Coccomyxaceae. Gene Ontology annotation, molecular function: microtubule plus-end binding; microtubule plus end polymerase activity. The record is from RefSeq and is a predicted model, not a curated record. Bases 1 to 5328 code for a protein of 1775 amino acids. Gene Ontology annotation, cellular component: centrosome; microtubule plus-end; spindle pole.
AUGGAUGCAGCCCCCCUCCUUGGCAAGGCUGCUGCUGAUGCAAAUGCUGCGGCAUUGGACAAGGGGCUGGCAGCUAUCCUGGCCUUCCUUGGGCGCUGCAGUGAAGCUCAUGCAGCCAGGGUGGCGGGACCAAUCUGUGCAGCCAUUGGUAAACAGGGCCUCAAGCAGCGCCCGGGCACUGUGAAGAGAUGCACAGAAGUCUGCAUCGCUCUCAUCGAGCACGAGCAGGCCGAAGGAGUGGUGGAGCAUAUCAUCAAGGCAUUUAGCGACAAGACCCCAAAAGUGGUUGUUGCUGCAUUGGAUCUGUUGACGCAAGCAUUCAGCGACUUUGGGCCAAAAGUGCUGCAGCCACAACCAAUCUUGAAGGCGGUGCCUAGCCUGUUCGAGGCAAAGCAGGUGCCCGUGCGAGACGGUGUGAAGAAGCUGACGGUGGAGAUGGCUGGCUGGUUGGGGCCAGAUGUCGUCAAGUCCCUCUUGCUGGACAAGAUGCCAGACAUGAUGCGGAAGGACACAGAGAAGCUGGUUGAGGAGGCUGGCACCGGCGCAAGAAAGCACCCGCAGCGUUUCACACGGAAAGAGGCCGUCAAGCGAGCAGACGCUGCACCUAUUGCUGCUGCCAUUGUGGGGGUUGCAGCUGCUGCCACGUCUGGACAUUCAGGGGCUGCUGAAGCGGAUGCAAACGACAUGGGGGUGGAUGCCUACGAGUUUGCUGAGCCAGUGGAGGUCCUUGGACGUCUGGACAAGGCCUUCUGGGAAGGCCUUGCAUCAGCGAAAUGGUCUGAGCGCAGAAAUGCCCUACAGAGCCUCAAGCAGCUGAGCAGCUCUCCAAAGCUUGCGCCAGGCGACUAUGCAGAUGUCGUGCGCGAACUCAGAAAGGUCAUUGUCAAGGACAGCAACGUCGUCUGUGUGGCAGAGGCAGCAGCGUGCCUAGGGAGCUUGGCCAAAGGCUUGCGCAAAGAGUUCUACAGUACAGCGCGGGCAAUGUUCCCAAACCUGCUGGACAAGCUGAAGGACAAGAACUCAGCCGUCUAUGUUGGUGAAGACUUCACGGCUGCUGUUGGACACAAGAAUCCCAAGCUGAAGUCAGAGGCCAUCAAGCUGCUUCAGAGCUGCAUUGAAGCUUCUACCAGGGAUGCCGCAAUGAAGGCGCAUGCACAGAUUCUGCCAGCUGUCGCCAUGGCGGCAAAUGACGCUGCGCCAGCAAUCCGCGAAGCAGCUGCGCAGGUUUUUGUGGCGUUUGCUUUCAAGGCUGGAUCGAUGAAACCUCUUGAAAAGUACAUGGACAAACUGGACGACAGCCGCAAGAAGAGGCUGGAGGACAUGCUGGCUGCUGCACGCUCUGGUGGAGCGCGACCUGCCCAGGCCGCUGCCCCUGCCCCAUCUUCGAGAAGCAGCCAGAGCAUCGGAGAUCCAUCCUUGCCAAAGCCCUUGUCACCCAAGGACACCAACUCCCUCAACUCUGGGAGAUCGGCUGCUGCAAGGAAGCCUGCCAGGCCGGCUCAACCCGCACAAGCCAGCGAGAAGGUCAUAGCAGAUGACGACGACGCUGGAUUGCAGAGUGGAGCACUCUCACGUGCUGAGGUGGAGGAGAAGAUGAUGUUACUGGUAGGAGAGGACAUUGUGAAUCGUCUGAAGAGCAGCAACUGGAAGGAGCGGCUGGCUGCAAUGGAGGACCUGCAGUCCCGCACCCGGGACUGCAAGGAGAACCUGGACGCAUCCAUGCUCAUACAGGGCAUGUCCUUCCUUCCGGGCUGGAACGAGAAGAACUUUCAGGUGCUGGGCAAGGCUUUUGAGCUCAUCAACCAGCUGGCCGGGAAUGAUGCAGCCAUUUCCAAAAAGGACGCAUUCCUAGCGGUUGUGGGGAUGGUGCCCAAACUCUCAGACAGCAAGCUGAAGAGCGCUGCGUUCGGCGCCCUGUCCGGUCUAGCUGAGGUUGUGGGCCCCCAGUUCAUCUGCGCCCAGCUGCACAAGCAGGCAUCAGGCCAGAAGAACCCCAAGGUGCUCAGUGAAUCGUUGGUGUGGAUGGCACAAACCAUUGAGGACUUUGGGCUCUCCACCCUGGAUGUCAAGCUGCUCAUCGACUGGAUGAUCGCCGACCUGGGCAGCAGCAAUGCUGGUGUGCGCAAUGUCGCGAUAGCUCUGUUGGGAGUGGCCCACAAGCAGCUGGGGCCUGGUCUGGUGCCGAUGUUGAGUCAGCACGUGAAGCCUGCUCUCAUGACAUCCCUGAACGAGGCCUUCAAGGCCAAUCCGGUCACCAAGGUGGUGCCUGUGCGCAAAGUGCGUGGCAAGGGUCCGACCGCUGCAAAGGGCCGAGCGUCCGCGCCUGCAGCAGCUUCAGGCAAAGCAGGGAAGACGAAGGAGGUGGCAGAAGCGGCUGCUCCGGAUGACCUCUUGCCUCGCACUGACAUCAGCGCAUCCAUCACUUCAAAUCUGGCAGAUAGAUUUGUCAGUGCCAAGUGGCAGGAGCGCAAUGCAGCUCUUGAAGAAGUGGAGGGCGUACUGAAGGCAGCAGGCGGGCGCAUCCAGCCCUCUGUCAGCAAUCUUGUGGCCCUGCUGAGGGUGCGCGAUGGUGUUGUUGCACUGCUGGAGGCCUGGGUGCAAAUCGUGCCGGCAGAGCGCGUCUUCUCACCUCUUGCAGACUACCUGAACAGCCCCAAGGCUGCCGGGGCUGAGGGGAAGGGAGCUGUGUUACGAUGGGCAGCAACGGUGGUCAAGGAUGGCAAGGACAGCAGCUGUGUUGAGGCAGCGAUCCGCUUGGCCACCUCCGGGGCGCUUGACAAAAGUGCAGAUGCUCGUGAAGCCGGCAGCGCGCUCAUGCUGACCCUCCUGCAGGUGCAUGGGCGGGCUGAUGUCAAUCAGGCAGUGAACAGUCUCAGCGGAGCCACCAAGAAAGCAGCCAGUGAGGCACUGCAGAAGGUUGCCAGUUCUCGCACGCACAAGGCUGCCCUGCCAUCGGGCCCUGAGAAACCACGUGCCACAAAGAGGGGGUGCCUGGCUGUGAGCAGCAAGAAGGAGGAACGGGCCCGCAAGCACCGAGGCAGGUUUGGGAAGUUUGAGCCACCCAGGGAGGACGAGGAGGAGUCGCUGGAAGCAGAGCUUGCGCCCCUGGCUUCAGAGCCCUUGCGGGGUCUGCUUUUUGCCAAGGAUUUUCAGAAGCAUGUUGAGGCUGCUGACAUGAUCAUGGCUGAGCUGUCGGCCACAUCAGAGGAGAAGGAGGCGGUGCUGUCCUGCCUAGACCUGCUGCUGCGGUGGGCGGUGAUCCGUCUGUGCGAUCCGCGCGGCAACACCACCAGCCUGCUCAAGGUCUUGGACAUGUGCAAGGCCCUGCUGGAGUUCCUGGACACCAAGGACAUGCAGCUGUCGCAGAUUGAGGCGGCCUGCUUCUUCCCUUGCGUCGUGGAGAAGGCCGGUCACAACAAUGAUCGCAUCAGGGCGCAACACAGGGAGCUGCUGCAUGUGGCGCAAAGGGUGUACCCAGUGCCGCGCCUCAUUGAGUUCCUGGCCCAUGGAUUGUCAUCCAAGAACUGGCGGACGCGCGUGGAGUGCACAGAGGUGCUCAGUGAUAUCCUUGCGCUGGAGGGUCUGUCGGUCUUUGAGCGCAGCAAGGAAAAGCCGUUCCCAGCCAUUGCACAGAUGGUGUCCGAGCGGGACAGGGGAGUGCGCGCAGCAGCUUUGAAUAUUCUGGAGAAGCUGUACCUGUUGACAGGUUCUGCAGGCACCUGGGCGGUGCUGGGCCAGCUGAGUCCUCAACAGCACUCGCUCAUAGAGGAGCGCCUGAAGUACAAGGACAAGCAGGACACCCCAGCAGCUGAUCCAACCUCCUCAUGGGUGGGCAGCCCGCAUGAGGCAACCGCAACCCCGCGCCAGGGGACGCACCUUGCACGGUCCAGCAUGCCCACCCCUGUACCCAAUGCCACUCCCAUGCCCCGCUCUAGCGUGCAGCAGGCACCCUCCAUGGCAAUGGGCGAGACCCUCACUCCGCUGGCCCCAAGCCUGCUUGCAAGACGCCAGGAGGCUGGUGCGGAUGCACAGCUGGCCAGAUGGGAGAAUGGCAUGACUCUUCUGCAGCAAGAGGAUGAGGAAAAGUUUGUGGAUGGCAUGAAGAUCCUGUUAUAUGACCUCAUGGAUGUCAACAAACAAAUGGAAAAGGGCAAUGAGAUGCCGGAGGAGCGUGUGCUUUGCCACUAUGCAUCAUGCGCCAGUCAGCUGGUGAUGGAGCUGGUCUGGAAGGUGCAGAAGGCUUUUGAACUGCCCAGGCUGGCUCUGGCUGUCCCGCUGGUGCCCCUGCGUGAGCUCAUCAAGGAGCUCCUCCUGCGGCUGAUGGACCCGGGCACCAGGGAAGUGCCCACUUUCACACACAUCCUGAAGGGCUUGAAUGUCCUCAUGCUCAAAGUCCUGGAGCAUGCGGACCAGACGCUGGGAAUCUGUGCUCUCAUCGAGCUCCUGAACUACAAGAGGGAGGGCAGCACAGUGGAAGAACAGGCAGCAUUUGCUGACCUGGUUGUGAAGUGCCUCCUGAAACCUACAAAAGCUCUUGAUGCCAAGAUCAAGGUUUUGGAUCUGCACCAGGUCUUAAUGACUCUGCACCAGUUCUUCGAAAGCCUUGGCAGCAACGAGAUCAAGCGGCGGGGAGUGGGGGAGGACAAGCCCUUGCGCAUGGCUAAGACCCUGCUGCACGAGCUCUGCAAGCGCGUGGGACACCAGAUCCUGGACUACAUGCCGGACGUAUCUAUUGACUGCCGGCCUGAUGAGUUACCCAUCAUCCACCAGUAUGUCCAGAUCAACCUGAAGACGCUGGUAGUGGCCCAGGUCCUGAGCCCUCAGAGCAUGCCAGCUCUGCAUUCGCGUUCAGCCACUGCACUGCCCUUCAGAGCAGCACCUUCCGCCUCAGCAAGGGAUGCAGACAUCCAGAACCAGCCCAAUAAUGUCCCUGAUGCAGCAGCGCACGUUUUGAAUGCAGGCCUGAAGGCUGUUGGCAGCAGCAAUGUGAGGUCAGCUUUGGCGGAGAUCUUCAAGAAGAUUGGGGACAAGAAGGCGUCUGACCAGGGGCUGAUGGAACUCCACCUGUUCCGCCUGAAGAAUCCGGACGUGGACAUCAAUGCGCACCUGGCCAAGACCUCCUCAAACUUCAGGGCUUACAUCGACAAUGGACUGAAGAAGGCUUCCAGGAAUUUUCCGGGGGGAGACAGCGUCCAGCAGCCUGCCGUGGAAAUGGAGCCCAGUCAAUCUGUGAGGGGAGAUGGGACCCCGCAGACUCCGCGCACUUCAAGCGUUGAACAAUUGCGGGCGCGCAUGCAGCGGCUCAAGUGCAGCCCUGCAUCAUCGUGA